GGUAUCAUGCAAAGGCGACGGAUGAAGGUAGUUCAGGAAGGGGAACGAUGCAUAGGUCAGCCUGCGGACAGACGAGACACGCCAAUCGAGCAAUCGAGGAAUUGCUCGAAUCGUUGUGCGGAGUCGACGAAAGGGAAUUCUCGAAACGCAUGUCCGACCUCCAGAUGCUGGACGUUCGCGACAUGCCCAGCAUCUCUUGCGAGCACGUCGAUGGACUGGAAGACACUCGUGGCAUUGCAGCAAUAUUCGUUGCCUGGACCGGCUCGCGGCUGUAGACCAUGCGCUGUCCAUCCGAACGAACUGCGUCUAUUGGACUCUGGGUGCGGCCUACGACAGGUUCGCGACUCCGUGACACAAGGUGUAAAUUUCAAUGACGACAGAACACGUUCGCGUUACGUGCUUCGGCGACUUCUCGAAGAGCCUUGGGCCGUCCGCGCGUCCCCCGAACAUGGUGGCCGGUGGGUGUCUGCGCUAAAAAAGCGCGUCGAGCGUGCGAGGAAGUUCAGGUCGCUCACGUCCGCGCUGCCGGUCAGCGUGCUCUUCGUUGUGCCGCACAUAUGCGUCACGAGGUUGGACAAGAUCGGAUUGAAGCAACUGGCUUUGCUUCCGUCAGCCGUUGUCGCUCACGGUGACAGUUUGGCGGCUCUCUUGGCCCUCAUAGCGAGAACCGAUGAAGCCGUGCUACAGGGUCUGGUGGCUCUCUCUGGAAAGGGCGGGGACGAGGAAGAGCGUGCGAGUUCUUGUAUGGAGGAGUGA
Saitoella complicata NRRL Y-17804 is the source of this 756-nucleotide messenger RNA. RefSeq lists its product as uncharacterized. The transcript has a single exon. NCBI's taxonomy places the organism in Eukaryota, Fungi, Ascomycota, Saitoellomycetes, Saitoellales, Saitoellaceae. Bases 7 to 756 code for a protein of 249 amino acids. The record is from RefSeq and is a predicted model, not a curated record.